Phytophthora infestans T30-4 is the source of this 324-nucleotide messenger RNA. RefSeq names its product secreted RxLR effector peptide protein, putative. Bases 1 to 324 code for a protein of 107 amino acids. NCBI's taxonomy places the organism in Eukaryota, Oomycota, Peronosporomycetes, Peronosporales, Peronosporaceae. The transcript has a single exon. The record is from RefSeq and is a predicted model, not a curated record.
AUGCGCAGAAUAUUCUACAGCGCUCUUGCAUUUGCGGUCGUAGCUCGCAGUAGCGUCGUCGCAUCGUUCCCGAAUCCCAAUGAGCCUCAGUUCUUGUCCGUGGCGUCCCCUGAAAAAAGAUUACUUCGGGUCGAAGGCCAAGAAGUUGUCCAAAGCGGCAAGCUGGACGGGAAAGGUGGAGUCUGGAAAACCAUAACCCAUACUACUAACAAGAUCGUCCCGAAGCCGGAUAUAGACGUUAGCAAAGUCCUCGAUCUGGCCAAGAAGGUGAUGGAAGCGGAGAGGUUGAAAAAAUUGAUUAAGCUUAAGAAAUCGUCAUCGUAA